This is a messenger RNA of Penicillium verrucosum, 396 nucleotides long. Its product is annotated as cupin domain-containing protein. The transcript is spliced from 2 exons. NCBI's taxonomy places the organism in Eukaryota, Fungi, Ascomycota, Eurotiomycetes, Eurotiales, Aspergillaceae. Bases 1 to 396 code for a protein of 131 amino acids. The record is from RefSeq and is a predicted model, not a curated record.
AUGGAACUUGAAUAUCCCUACGACCGCAGCCGCCCGCUGCCCGAGAUCACCAUCGAAUAUCAAUACAAACUCUCCAACUGCCCCGGAAAGACCGUUAUCGGCGUGCGUAUUGCAUUUCCGCCAAAUGGCGCAGCUGCACCCCAUCGCCACGGCACCGCCUCCGUUGCCGGGUACGUUAUCAGUGGCACAGUGCAUAACAAGAUGAACAACGAUCCUGUGGAGUUGUAUACCGCCGGUGGUACUUGGUACGAAGCGCCUGGUUGUUAUCACCGUAUCAGCGAUAACGCGAGCAAGACUGAGCCGGCAAUUCUUCUCGCAACUGUGAUUCUAGAUACCGAUGUCUUCGAGAGAGAUGGGAUGGAUGCGAUUAUUCAGAUUGAUAAGGAGUAUCUUUGA